AUGGAUGAAGAUGAUACCCUUGCACCCAACAAAUGUCCAGUAUGUGGCAGUGACCCUCGUACACACCCUGGACUACGUUUCAAGAUCAAUACCAAGUGCUACCACAGGAUAUGUGAAGGUUGUGUCGACCGCAAUUUCUCCAGCGGCAAGGCUGAAUGUCCAGUCGGAGGAUGCCACGUAAACUUGUGGAAGCGUGAAUGGCGGACGCAGACUUUCGAAGAUCUCAAGAUUGAACGGGAAGUCGAAAUUCGCAAGAAAGUCAACAGGGUACUCGAACGGCAAGAAGUGGAGUUUGAGAGCAAGCGCGAUUUUGACGACUUCCUCGAGCUCCGAGAAGAGUUGAUAAUGAACCUUGUCUUCCGCACAGAUGUUGCGGCGACAAAUCGUAAACUCAAGGAAUAUGCCCAGGCAAAUGGCAUCAAACCAGAUACCACGGACUCUACUACUGCAGAGACGACAGCGAAAGUUACUAAGCGGAAAGACACCGACGCUGCUGAUCCGAGUGGUCUUAUCAAAGGCCUCAAAAAGAUCAUCAAACCCAAAAUGCGCGCGCCGUACGAUGCAUUCAUGGGCAUGCCACGAACGCAGGGUUAUUAUCAGGUCAAGGAGAGUUACGUCACUCGCCUAAAACAUGGAAAGCCGAACGAUAUCAAGGACGCUUCGGGCUAUAGUGAAUGGGAAUACGUCAACGAGUGUCUGAACCGGGCAUUCGCAGGACUGGGAGUUUUUAUUGAAGAUGAGGUAUCGGCCAAGGACAACACGGCGGUGCCAAUCCCCGAUGUUACUACAGUCAAAGUUGCAAAUGAUGUGUUCUGA
Molecule: messenger RNA, 816 nt
Organism: Exophiala bonariae
Lineage: Eukaryota; Fungi; Ascomycota; Eurotiomycetes; Chaetothyriales; Herpotrichiellaceae
Exons: 3
Coding region: 1-816 (271 amino acids)
Biological process (GO): regulation of cyclin-dependent protein serine/threonine kinase activity; regulation of transcription by RNA polymerase II; DNA repair
Cellular component (GO): transcription factor TFIIH holo complex
Source: RefSeq, a predicted model, not a curated record